AUGUCUAUGUCGUGCGGGUUGUGUCUUAAGUCGAUAACGGAGCAAGCUGCAGCUAUUCAAACAGGUGCAAAAUGUAAACAUUAUUUUCAUGACUCUUGUGUCAAAAUUCGAUGUGGUUUACCGUCGAAAGCGCGUGCAGCUGUGAAAAUUGCUACGACUUGUCCUGUUUGUUUUGUUGAUGUGUCUGGAGUACUUAGUAACAUUAAUGCCAAGUUGGAUAAAAUUGAUGGUAUAGAAUCAAAGAUCAGUACUGUAACCGAAUCGAUGACUAAACUUGUGGAUCAAGUUGAUAAGCUGAUGAAAAACUAUGAUUCGUUGAGCCAAGAUGUUAGGUCGUUGGCAACCAGAGUUGAAGCUGUUGAAAAGCGUGGGAAGGUGGUUGAUGUAGAUAAAAGACUUUUGGAAGAGGUGAAAGGGGCUGCUAAAACAAUAUCUGAUGGUCAAUUGGAGCUUAGGACAUUACAGCUUGAAACGCAGCUUCUUGCAGAUGAAAUUAUGGUAGGAGGUCUCCCAGAAUCUACCAAUGAGAAACUGGAUGACAUUGUUGUUGCUUUGAUGGACAAGUUGAUGGUUCCUGCGUCGGUUGAUGAUAUUGUUAAGGUUGAGCGUUUAGGAGCCAAGAUUCGUAAUAAGGAUUGUAGUAUACGUGUGAAAUUCAACAAUCAAAAACUUGUUAACAGCAUCAUGAAAAACAUCAAAGGCAAUGAGAUAAAAGUUGGUGAUUUGUCGCCGAUGGCACAAUCUGCAGAUGCUUGUAUAUUUAUACAUCAUAGACAUCCUUCGUCUCUAUAUAAGUUUCGUCAGGAAGUUCGUAAAAAGUAUCCGAACAUUAUGCCUAGGAAUAUUUGGAUAUCGUACGCUACAGUGAAUCUAGUAUCUGCUCCCUCAAUAUCGCUACAUACUACUAUUAAUACUGUUAAUGUUUUGCCAAAUUACUGCUUGAAUAAUUGUCUAAAAAUUUGUCAUUUCAAUGCCCAGUCUCUUAGAAAUGAACAGCAUUUUGAACUUUUUCGAGAAUAUUUUAGAUGUCAUCAAUAUGAUAUCAUAGCUGUCUCAGAAACAUGGUUGAAUCAUCUUAUUUCAGAUAACUUAAUUUUAUUGCCGUCAUAUACUUUGUACCGACAUGACCGUAGGCUUAGAAGUGGAGGAGGAGUUGCUCUUUAUGUAAGAAAUGAAUUACAUUCUAAAUAUGUAGCAUCUUCUUUAAAUACUCAGGAUAAACAUCCUGAGUAUUUAUUUAUUGAGGUAUCAGCUUCGUCUCGAGAAAAAUUACUGAUUGGUGUGGUUUACAAGCCACCGAAUACAGGACAUCUAGAGGAUUUGGAAGAAGAACUUGAAGCUAUCAUACCUUCGUUUAACAUCAUUAUGAUGGGUGAUUUUAACUCGGAUUUGGGUAAGGAUUGUUUCUUCGGGGAUCAACUUCGUAGACUUUGUUCAUGUCAUGAUUUGCAUAUUGUUGAGUAUCAGUCAACUCAUCAUUUGCAGGAUUCAGAUUCAUGGAUUGAUGCUUGUAUUGUUGAUGACUUGGAUAAAGUUUUGCAUUCUGAACAAUCAAAAGAGCCGUUUAUAUCGAAUCAUGACUUGAUUUCUAUUACUUACAAUUAUAGAGUUGAAUUUCGGAAAUUUCAAAGCUUUUCUUACAGAAAUUGGAAUAGAGUGGAUGAUCGCAGGCUACAAGAUUUAUGCAUUAGCGCAGAUACUGAUUUAAACGUGGCUUAUGAUACUGUUGAUGACAUGAAUCAUUUUUUACACGAAUUAUUGGAUAGCAUAAUUAAUGAUAUUGCACCAGAGAAGACUAUUAACCCACGUCGACCACCAGCUACGUGGUUUACUCCAGAGAUUAAGGACCUUCAAAAUCGUCGUGAUAGAUUAUAUCGUAUUUUUAGGAGGACUGGGUAUGCAUAUAAAGAAUAUUCGAAUGUUAGGCGACUUGUGAAGCAGAGACUUACUAAAGAGAAGAAAAGAUAUUUUGAUCAACAGUUGAGUAGUGCUAAAAACUCACGAGCGUUGUGGAGUGAUCUUAGAAGACUUGGUUUGAUUAAAAGAAAAAAUGCUCACCAGGAAUUGAGAAUUGAUUUGGAUGAAUUAAAUGAUUAUUUUAUAGAUAGUGUCAAUAUUGUUAGUGGGUCAGAAGUUACAACGAAUGACAUUAUUUUGAAUAGUGAUAGUAAUAACAAUGACCGUUUCUACUUCCAGGAGCUCAGUAUGGAAUCGGUUAAAAAAUCAAUAAUGAGGAUACUAUCGUCCUCAGUGGGUCCGGAUAAUUUUUCUAUUAAAGCUUAUAAAUGUGUUUUGCCGUAUUUACUACAUUGGUUUACAAAAUUAUUUAACAUGUCAUUGGUCACUGGGAUUGGGCGGAUUGUUGAUUGGUGUAAGCUGAAUUGCCUCAGAUUAAACGCAUCGAAGACAAAGUCUAUUAUUAUUGGCAGUAGGAUUAAGGUUAGCAGUGAUGUCUGUUUAUCUGCGGAGAAUAUUGUUGUUGCUGGCAGUGUGAUUCCUUACGUGAAGACUGUAAAAUACUUGGGGGUUGUUAUUGAUAACACUCUUUCAUGGGAGCAUCAAGUUACCAAGAUGUGUAAUCAGGCUAUGAGUUCGUUGGCUCAGUUAAAAAUAAGCAAUGAAGUGUUCAAUAGGCAAUUACGUAUUAAACUUGUGACAACUAUUAUUUUUCCGAUUUUUGAUUAUUGUUGUGCUGCAUUUACAAAUAUGUCUAAAAAGUUACAAAUGAGACUACAAAAAAAUGAACUCUUGUUUGGCUCAAAGCUGCAGUUCCUGGAGGUUGCAAUGCGCCGAGGAGACAUUAGGCAGGAUUACUUGAGAUUACCAAUGUCUGCAAGUAACAUUUACGAUAAAUCGUUUUUAAUUCAAGGCAUACGAGUCUGGAACUCUUUGCCGGCUGGGCUUACAACUGUAGAUGAUUUGACUGAAUUUCAGAAUCGCUUAUUUGUAUUCCUUCUCGAUAAAGAUGUUUAG
This is a messenger RNA of Cotesia congregata, 2973 nucleotides long. NCBI's taxonomy places the organism in Eukaryota, Metazoa, Arthropoda, Insecta, Hymenoptera, Braconidae. The record is from the annotation of a GenBank genome assembly.